UGCGAAGAAGUGUCAUUGCCGCCGGAAAGUGUGGCGGCUGCUGCGAGAGCCUUUCCCUUCACUGCCCCCAAGGAGCUGGAACGACAACAACGACGUCGUUUCCGUUUCCAUCGCCUCUUCCUUUUCCCGUCCUCGAGGACGCCGUGCCAAGCCGGUGUUAGCCUCCAGCCCUGGUUGUGGAAGACGACAGUAGUCAUGGCGAUGUUUGAGCAGAUGAGAGCCAACGUGGGCAAGUUGCUCAAGGGUAUCGACAGGUACAAUCCUGAGAACCUGGCCACCCUGGAGCGCUAUGUGGAGACACAGGCCAAGGAAAAUGCCUAUGAUCUGGAAGCCAACCUGGCUGUUCUGAAACUGUACCAGUUCAACCCAGCCUUCUUCCAGACCACAGUCACCGCCCAGAUCCUGCUGAAGGCCCUCACCAAUCUGCCACACACCGACUUCACCCUGUGCAAGUGCAUGAUUGACCAGGCGCAUCAAGAAGAACGGCCAAUCCGGCAGAUUUUGUACCUCGGGGACCUGCUGGAGACCUGCCACUUCCAGACCUUCUGGCAAGCCCUGGAUGAAAACAUGGACCUCUUGGAAGGUAUAACUGGCUUUGAAGAUUCUGUCCGAAAGUUCAUCUGCCAUGUCGUGGGUAUCACUUACCAGCACAUCGACCGUUGGCUGUUGGCCGAGAUGCUCGGGGAUCUAUCAGACAGCCAGCUAAAGGUGUGGAUGAGCAAAUAUGGCUGGAGCGCCGACGAGUCGGGGCAGAUCUUCAUCUGUAGCCAGGAAGAGAGCAUUAAACCCAAAAACAUCGUGGAGAAGAUUGACUUCGACAGUCACCAGUGGGGAGGGCAGUGCUGAGUCAGCAAGGAAGAGGAGGAGGCAGGUAUGAAUAGGAGGUAGGAGCCCAGCCCUGCGGUGGAGCCCAGGCUCCUGGGGGAAGUAGAUGGGAGGGUUCUUUCUGACUCAGUCCUGGCUCCAUUGCUAUGUGUCCUGGGCCCAGCAGGAUAGGUUCAAAAUACUCAGAGGCUGAGACAGGAGAAUCGCUUGAACCCAGAAGGUGGAGGUUGCAGUGAGCUGAGAUCGCUCCACUGCACUCCAGCCUAGGCAACAGAGUGAGAUUCCGUCCUGCAAAUAGUACAUAGUAAAUAUUAUUAUCAUAGAGGUAAUUACAAACAACACUUAACUUGGCACUUUGUUCUAAGCACCUCAUUUAGUUCUCCAAUCCUAUAGGGUAGGUGCUCCGUAAAGAUAGGAAGGUGAUGCUCAGAGAUGUUCAGUAACUUGCCUAAGUGACCCAGCUGUUAAUUGGCAGAGCUGAAAUUCAAACCUAGCCCUCCUUGCUCCAGGGUCCAUGUUUUUAAAAUACUGCACUAAACUGCCUUUGUGAUGGUAACUGGGACCUGGAAGGAGUUUGUGGUCUGCCCCUAAAGAAUUUUGGGUGCCGUAGCAGGUAGCUGGAGGUUUGUCUCCUGCCUUUCUCACCUUCACUCUGGUCUCUCCUUCCCUACAGGUGUGUCCAGCAUCAUGGCCUCCUCCCAGUAACCACAGGUGUUUAAUAAAGAUGUGUUGACUCAG
This is a messenger RNA of Callithrix jacchus (white-tufted-ear marmoset), 1563 nucleotides long. RefSeq names its product eukaryotic translation initiation factor 3 subunit K (gene EIF3K). The record is from RefSeq and is a predicted model, not a curated record. Gene Ontology annotation, molecular function: ribosome binding; translation initiation factor activity. Gene Ontology annotation, biological process: regulation of translational initiation. NCBI's taxonomy places the organism in Eukaryota, Metazoa, Chordata, Mammalia, Primates, Cebidae. Gene Ontology annotation, cellular component: eukaryotic translation initiation factor 3 complex; cytoplasm.